AUUCAAACGAAACCACCAGCUGUCAUUCUAAGAUAUGUCAAUAGCACAGAGCCCAGACUCCCGGGGGACGACAGGAGAGAGGAGCCGAGGUCAAACUAAUCAGGUGCCGUUCACCACUGAAUUUACCAAGAUGCUGCCGACAAGCAGUGCACGCUUUGGUACCUUGAGUCAUCACUCAUUUUUCUCCCGACACAACCCUCAUCCACAUAGGGUGAGACAUAUUCAAGGACUCAAUGGUAGGCCUGUUUGCACGGUGAGAGAUGAUUGGUAUGUCACCUCAUCAUUAUUCCCUCAUCCACUUCUGAAGAGCCACGUCCUCAGGAAAGCAGCUGGUCCAUCUUUUGCCUUUCCGCUUGCUCAGAAUCAUUAUGGAGUCAGCAGUAACAAAAGCAGAUCAGCACUAUUCUCAGAAGCCUGGAGGGAUGAACUUAAAGAACUCGCUGCAAAAGUCAGUGUGUCUUCUAAAGCACAAAAGGACAAAAAAGAGGAGCAGCCCGAGGAAGAAUUUGCUUGCAGAAAGACCCAGUAUUCAGCUGAAACCGGGAGAAUCAUCCCUCCAUCCUCCAAGUCUUACCAACGCAGAUCCCAUUCUCAGGGCCUGAUGUAUCCUCAGCCCUUCCAUGACCAAGAGCUCAUGGUUUUGGAGCUACUUUGUCAGAUCCUGCAGACAGAUUCCCUGUCCACAGUCCAGCAGUGGCUUCUGCUUUCAGGCCAAAGAGAGAAAGACCUGGUGAUGGGGAUGAUGAAACAAGCUCUAGAUGGUGUCGACCUCUCAGGUCAUCAUCAGCAGAACUUCCAGCAGGUCCAGGGUUUUCAUCCUGGUGCAUCUCCACUGGUAUAUGGUCCAUCAUUUGACCAGUCACAGAGAACACCACAAAGAACGAGGUCGGUAUGA
Morone saxatilis (striped sea-bass) is the source of this 895-nucleotide messenger RNA. It is a transcript of the gene tbata, whose product is annotated as thymus, brain and testes associated. The coding region runs from base 35 to 895 and encodes 286 amino acids. The record is from RefSeq and is a predicted model, not a curated record. Lineage: Eukaryota; Metazoa; Chordata; Actinopteri; Moronidae. The transcript has 6 exons.